AUGAGCAUGGACGACCCGAUUGAGAUGAUCAGAAUGUUACAGCAGAAGAUGGACGAGAUGCAACAAUGUCAUGAGGACGAACUCGCGGUCGUUAAGGCCGAUUGUGAGGCCCGGAUAGCCCAGGAGAUCGUUGGAAAGGGAGGUGAGGACGAGCGGGCAAAGGAGAAGGGAAAGGCCGCCGCGGAGGACCACGCGGAACACAACAGCGGACGCGACAAAACUUGGAAACCGACGGAGUCCGAAGCCGAAGGGAGUAAGGCCAAAUCAAUACACGCGGAGAGCGCCGCAGAGGAUAGACGGAUGGUGGUGAAACCUGAGCCUUCAUCCACACUAUUGCUCCCCUUUGCCCAAGACAUCAUGGAUGUUCAGAUUUCGGAACAAUUCGUUGCGCCGCAAUUCAAGAUGUAUGACGGGACCAUGGAUCCCGAGGCCCACAUCAAGACUUUCUCGAACGCGAUGGCGUUCAGGACAGGCAACGACGCCAUCUGGUGUCGGGCAUUUUCGUUAUCAUUGGAGGACGAAGCACUUGAAUGGUUCAACUCUCUUCCCCCCAAUUCCACAGAGAACUUCGCCGGCUUAAAACGCUUGUUCAACUGGUUGUUCGCCGCUAACAGCACGCAAGACCUAACCGUGUUCGAGCUGGUCACCCUGAAGCAGGGCAAGGAAGAAACGCUGAGAGCGUUUAUGGACCGUUAUCAAAAGACCGUCCGGCGAGUGAAGGCAUUGAGCCCGGAGCUCGCCCUCCAUUACAUCCUCCCUGCACUCAAGCCCGGACCGUUUAAAGACAGUGUCUGUCGACGGGCCCCCAAAACUAUGGAAGAGUUGAGGGAGCGGGCGACGGACGAAAUUAGGGUGGAAGAGAUGAAGUUGUCAUACAAGAAGGAGAGCCAAAAGCUUAUGGGGGAAAAGACGGACGGGGGAAGGUCGGGCAACUCAGCAGCAAAGCCGGGCGGCCUCAAACAGAAGGAACCGCGACGAGGACCACUCUUCCAACAGUACACCCCCUUGAACGCCCCCCGGGAGAAGAUCCUCCGGGAGGCGCUAAGCGCGGACUUGCUCCCAGAACCCAUGAAGCGACUUACUCCAUCAGGCGCAGACGGGAGCAAACACUGCGCCUACCACAAGAACAUGGGUCAUACCACCGAAGAGUGUGUGACCCUAAAAGACAAAAUUGAAGAGUUAAUCCGGGCGGGUCAACUCAAAAAGUACAUUCGGAUUGACCGCCCUCAGGCACCCGUGGAACGGCCCGCCCCGCGGCAGGCAUACAGACCCGACAGGUCUAGGAACGAUCGGACUGAUCGCCCUCGCUCGGAGCGACGACGAAGCAAAAGCCGCAGUAGAAGCCGCGAACGUCCCCUGCGGGGACACAUUAACACCAUUUCGGGAGGCUUCGCUGGAGGGGGGUCAUCUUCGUCCGCCCGGAAGCGUCACAUGCGGGCCCUGUAG
This is a messenger RNA of Vigna angularis (adzuki bean), 1446 nucleotides long. RefSeq lists its product as uncharacterized. The transcript has a single exon. The record is from RefSeq and is a predicted model, not a curated record. Bases 1 to 1446 code for a protein of 481 amino acids. Lineage: Eukaryota; Viridiplantae; Streptophyta; Magnoliopsida; Fabales; Fabaceae.